Messenger RNA from Periophthalmus magnuspinnatus, 1416 nucleotides. It is a transcript of the gene adma, whose product is annotated as adrenomedullin a. Gene Ontology annotation, cellular component: extracellular region. NCBI's taxonomy places the organism in Eukaryota, Metazoa, Chordata, Actinopteri, Gobiiformes, Gobiidae. The transcript has 4 exons. The coding region runs from base 125 to 613 and encodes 162 amino acids. The record is from RefSeq and is a predicted model, not a curated record. Gene Ontology annotation, biological process: regulation of systemic arterial blood pressure; positive regulation of heart rate; adrenomedullin receptor signaling pathway. Gene Ontology annotation, molecular function: adrenomedullin receptor binding; hormone activity.
UACGAGCUAUUAGAGAAGUGACACAGCUGCCUUACAGAAGUCAAUUCAACCUGUGGAAUACUCCAUUGGACCUGAAACUUAAAAGAGCUUUUGCAUCUCGUGGAGACUAGCUAACAGAGUAAAAAUGAAAUUCAUCCUGCACUCCUUUCUAUUUGGCUGCCUGCUGGCCACAGUAGCACACUGUGUGGAGCUCGACCCUGAGCUCAAAAAGAGGCUAAACACAUGGCUGGGGAGCCGGCUCAGACGGGAUCUUCACACUUUGUCUACAGAACAGAAACUGGUCAGACCCGAAGACUUCAGGGAUUCACUGAUACACUCCAGCUCCCACACUAAUGUCCGCACCAAGAGGUCCAACCAACAGCGGAGACAGGGCUGCUCCCUUGGCACCUGCACAGUGCAUGACCUGGCACAUCGCCUGCACCAGCUCAACAACAAGCUGAAGAUCGGCAGCGCCCCCGUGGACAAGAUCAGCCCCCAGGGGUACGGGCGCAGACGGCGGUCUGUCCCAGAACACAGGCUCAGUCUCAGGCUGGACCAGGGCAGGCUCAGGCCCAUGUGGAGCCAAAGAGACUCUCAGCUCCACAAGCUGGAGGCACUCCUCAGACGGACAUGAACUGCACUUUGAAAGAGGAGUUUGAACAGAGAAGAGGGAGUGGAGGAGACGCGGUGUCCUCUGCUACGCUCAAAGAUUUUUCAGAUGCCUCUGACUCGUGCCAAGUUUUGUCCAGUACAUUGUUCCAGAGGAUGGAGAGUCGGAGCUCGACCGGCUGCAGCUCAACGAUGUGGAACAUGCACAGGCUGCAGCUGGCUCAUAGACACUGGAUAGCACUGAGUGAAGUCAUGGUGCUGCUCUCUGCUUGUGCUACAGACUGGCCAAGUGGACACAUGGUAAAAGUGGGAACUCACACAUUUGCUCCUCACAAACUGAAAAGUGUAUCCUCAGAGGAUUGUUAUCUGAUUGUACUUGUCUGCACUUUUCUGUUGGUCUGAAUAUCUCCAUCAUGAAGCCAAAGAGGGAGAAGCUCUCCACAGCUCCCAGUUUAUAUGUAUCAGUUCUGGACACUGUAUAAGGGAAGUCCCUUAGAUUCUGUGAGAUAUGUCCUAGUCCUUGAUGGACUGAAAUAUACUUGAAACUUAUUGUUUUUGUACAGAUACAAGUGCAAUCUAUAUUUGUUUUUUACUGCAAUUGUGUGUAUAUAUGUCUUUUAUUUAAUAUUAUAUAGAGGUUACAAUAAAGUACUUAUGCAGAUUUAUUUUUGUACAGGAAGAAAUAUAUAUGGGCAUUGUAGCUAUUUGCCAUUAUGUUGCAAACUGUGGUUAUAGGAUAUUGUUAUAUUUGAUAUAUUAUAUAUUUGUUUAUUUUAUUUUGUUAAAUGUCGAUACACGAUGUCUUUUAAUAAACUUUUUUAUACAUAA